UUUCUCAUCAUCCAUUUGGGCUCCAGGGACGCGAGAGAAGAGGCGUCGCGGGCCGCUGCCCAUCGGAGCCGCCGCACGAGCAGCACGAACGAUGAACCUGGCGGCGGACGAGGGAAGGCAAGCCUUGGUCAGACAGGUCUCGGACCACCUCGUGAAGGGGAACGUCCGUGCCGCCGAGGCUCUCCUGAGCAACCGGCACGCGUGCAACAAGAUCUUCUACCAUUCCGUCAUCAGUGCGUGCGCCAGGGCCCGCUGCCCGGGCGGCGCCUCGUGGGCGGUCGACCGCAUGGUACAGGUGGGCCUGAUGCCCAACAUUGUCACCUUCAACUCCGUCUUGGAUGCAUGCGCCAAGGCAGGGGACGUCCCGCGGGCGGUCGAGUGGUUCGAGCACAUGCAGAGUCAGAGGGUUCAGCCGAACAGCAUAACCUAUAACACCAUGAUCAGCGCCUUCUCGCGCGCUCAUGACGUCGUGGGCGCCGAGACGUGGAUGAGAAAGAUGGUGAACGCGGGCAUCGAGCCCAGCGUCAUGUCCUUCAGCACCAUCAUCGACGUCGCCGCCAAGGCGGGCAAGAUGAACAAGGCGGAGGACUGGUUCCAGGAGAUGCUGAAGUUCGGGAUCUCCCCGGACGCGGUCGUCUUCAACUCCCUCAUCAACUCGUGCGCGAAGGCGUCGAGCCCCACCAAGGCCGAGCAGUGGCUGCUGAUGAUGGGGGAGGCCGGGCUCCGCCCGGACGAGAAGACCUACAACUGCGUCAUCAGCGCCUGCGCGAAGCUCGGGCUCGCCGAGCGGGCGGAGUACUGGUUCCACGAGAUGGAGAAGAACGGAUGCAGGGUCGACAACGUCAGCUUCGCAUCCAUCAUCCACGCGAGCGCCAAGAAUGUCGACGUGGGCAGGGCGGAGGAGUGGUUCGAUGCGAUGCUGGACCGCGGGCUCUCCCCGAACAUCGUGUGCUUCAACACCAUGCUGCACGCGUGCGCGCAGAAGGGAGACACCGCGGCGGCGCUGAAGUGGUACAAGCGCAUGCUGUCUUGGGGCCUUCAGCCCAACACCAUCACCUUCAACAGCAUGCUGGACACAUUCGUGAGGCAGCGCGACCUGGGUAUGGUCAAGGACUGGCUGGAGAAGAUGGCGGUCGCCGGGCACGCGCCGGACAACGUCACCCUCGUCACGCUGGUCCGCUUCUGGCAGGGCGACGUGGCCAGCGGCGCUGGCGGCGCGGAGAGCCACGCGCGGGCGUGCGACCUGAUCGCGGAAGCCUGCCGCAGGGCCGGGGACGCCGAGGGCUCCCGGUACUGGCGCGUGGCGCGCUCCGAGGCGCCGUCCAGGGGGCGCGCUGGCAAGACCGCGUGGCCUCUGGCGCUCAAGCUGCGGGGGGGCCGCGGCGAGGACGCCGGGGCCAAGGCCGUGCCGCCGGCGCAGGCGCAGCCGAUUCGCUCGCAGUUCACGCUGGUGCCGCCCGGUGUGGACUACUUCGAGGCCGCGGGCGCCGCCGAGGACGCCGCGGAUUCCGGCGGCGACGCCGCCGCUGGCCCGCAGCCGUGGACUCCCGGCACGGCGAGCGACUUCCCCUCCUCGGGCAGCUCCAGGUCCACGAGCGCGCUGUCGAUCGAGGACUGGAUGCUCGCGGCGGCGGCCCGGGACCCGCGGGCGCUCGAGCUGCUGCGCGCUCCCGACCAGGGCGAGGUGCCCGUGUACUUUCGCCUGAGCCUGUGAGGCCCCCCUCCCGAUAGAGGAUACGGUGCGGUGCUCCUCCGCUCCCCCUCCCCCCCUCCUUUUCCUUCUCCCUCUUCGCCUCUCCCCUUCGCCAUCCCUCCUCCCCCGUGCCGUCGCGGAUCCUUUGACGCGAGAAGUGCUUGCCGCGCCAGCUGAGUCCGAGCUGCUGAUGCGAUCGCAGAUUCUGGUGUUGGCCUCCAUAAUGCGUGUGGGGUGUGGCCAUCCGCGUUGACAUACUUCGGAGUGUCCCUCCUUCCUUCCGCUCCUUUCCUUUAGCGCGGGAUACGGUGGGUCUGCGGCAAGGGCCACUGGCAGCCCGCCCUCCCGCAUGCUGGACACCUGCAGGCGCUCGCCGGCCCAACUUUCCAUGCGGCUCGACCGCGCGUGCUGUGGUGCCGAGGCCCCCGUGGAUGUGUUCAUCACGGGCGAGCGCCCAGCACGGCAUUUCCAGACUCAUGCACAUCACCCUCCUGCGCCCGAGGGAGGCAGUCCGUCUUUCCGCACCCUUGCAAGACGAGUUCUGCAUGCCUGCGUUCUGGCCUGUCUUGUGCAGUUCCGGCCCAAUAGCCGUGCGGGGUACGGUCGAAUGUCUGCAGCAGACGGGAUCACGCUCGCAGGAAUGCCGUGCGAUCGGCGAGCUCCCGCGGGGGGGGGCGCAGCAGAGUCGAAAUGGGGCGCGCUGGAGGACCAAAGACAGAGCG
Prorocentrum cordatum is the source of this 2415-nucleotide messenger RNA. Lineage: Eukaryota; Dinophyceae; Prorocentrales; Prorocentraceae. The record is from the annotation of a GenBank genome assembly.